AUGGCUCCUCGUUCCAGGACGGCCAUUCUCUUGACGACAUUCAGCUUCAUCUCCCUCAUUGGCGCAGCGUGCUUUUCACAAACCCCCGUUUUCCCGCCACCGACAUACUCUAGCCCGCAACCCGAGCUCCUCGAAGCAUUUCAGCACAUCGAAGCGUCUCUGUCGUCGCUUUUCGCCACCAGCCCAGACCUCAACACGUCGUCCUACUCCAUCGAGGUGACAUCCCCCCACUCGACGCUGUGGUCCACGUUCCACACCGCCGCCGACAAGGACCCGGAGAGGCCGGGAGCUGAACACGUCGACGGCCGCAGUGCCUACCGCAUUGCCAGCAUCACCAAGGUCUUCACGGUGUUGGGGAUCCUGCAACAACAUGCUGCGGGCAACCUGAGUCUCGACGACGCCGUGGACAAGUACAUCCCAGCUCUCACGCACCAAAGCGGCGGGACGAUCCCCUGGGAGGACAUCACCCUGAGGUCGCUCGCGAGCCAGUUCUCGGGUAUCCCGCGCGACUGGGCGCAGAGCGACCUGAUAAAGGCCCUUCCCGACCCAACCGUGCUCGGACUGCCUCCGCUACCUCCGUCUGCGCCAGAAUGGUCACGCCUCCCAACGUGUGACGAGUACAACGAGUACAAGCCGUGCACGCCGGCGGACCUUUUGGACUACAUGUCGGACAAGCCGCCCGUGUUCGCGCCGAACCAGAAGUCGACGUAUUCGAACAUCGCGUUUGAGCUGCUGGGCCUGGUCCUCGCCAACGUCACGGGGACCAGCUACGAAGAGUACAUCGAGUCGGCGAUCCUGCGCCCGUUGGAAAUGACGUCGACGUCGUUCCGAAAACCGCCAGAUUCCGUCGCCAUCCUCCCCAAGGGCAACGCGUGGUACUGGGACGUCGACGAGGGGGUCCAGAACCCGACCGGCGGGCUGUAUUGCCCCUCGAGCGACAUGUCGGUUUUCCUGCGCCACGUUUUGAAGGAGUACGGCAACGUGGCCGACGCCAAGGUCAAUUGGCUGGUGCCCGUGUCGUUCGCGCCCGGGUUGAAGUCGUUCUACGGCAUGCCGUGGGAGAUCCUGCGCCCGGACCACAUCAUCCCGGGCAGCCCCGCGAGGACGGUCAGCUUCUUCACCAAGGGCGGCGGGCUGCCGGGGUACCGCACGCUGAUCGUGCUCGUGCCCGAGUACGAGCUGGGCAUCACCAUCUUCACGGGCGGCGACGAGAGUUUUCUCGACCAGGUCGUCGAGCUGGUCACGGUGCCCUUGAUCCGUGCCGCGGACCGCCUCGCCAGACGCCAGGCCCAGCACCGGUACACGGGGGCUUUUACCGCCGGUCCCGAGAACGCCAUCAAUUCCUCGCUGCGCCUGUCCUACUCGGACUCCCACGGCCUGGAGAUCACGCAGUGGGUGUCCAACGGCACGGACGUGCUCGCGAUCCUCCCCGCGCAGUUUCAUAUUCCGGACAAAUACGACAUCCGUCUCCAAGUGAUCCCCACGUCGCUCUAUCGGGACCAAGCGGCCAAAAAGGGCGAACUGUGGCGCAUCGCAUUUACUCUGGAUCGUUCCGGAAGCUCACCGGCCUCCUCAUCGAGCUCCAGCAACACCAAUGUAUGGGAAGAUUUCUGCACCAGCGACGUCGAUACGCACAUGUAUGCGGGCAAACCGCUGAAUGAGAUUGUGUUCUGGGGCCGAGACGCAGCAGAUGGGGCUGGAGAGGAGGAGCAGCAACAGCAGCAGGAGGAGGAGGAAGGGGGGGAUGGAUGGACAAGGUAUGACGUGGUAGAGCUGACUGCUUUCCGAAUCAACUUGACUCGUCUUCACGGCGAUGAUCAGCAGAGCGGUAGCAGUGAUGGCAGUGGUAGUGGCAGUGGUGGUGGUGGAGAGAAGAACAUGUUUCAUCACACUCACGACCAUGACCAUGACUACGACUACCAGGACCAGGACCAGGAGGACAAGCUCGUUCUUCAAGAUACCCGGAUAUAA
Molecule: messenger RNA, 1971 nt
Organism: Fonsecaea nubica
Lineage: Eukaryota; Fungi; Ascomycota; Eurotiomycetes; Chaetothyriales; Herpotrichiellaceae
Exons: 1
Coding region: 1-1971 (656 amino acids)
Source: RefSeq, a predicted model, not a curated record